UAGGCGUGGGGGAGAGGAGUGGGAGGGGCAGGAGGCAGGGCUGUAACAGUUCGGCGAGGCAGACGGAAGACUCGCUCGCUUCUCUUUGUUGGAGUCCGGGCUGCAGGGGUUCCAGUGUGGACGGACCAACACCGCCCAGGGAGGCGCGGCGGCGGAUUGCAACCGCUCCACGGUCCAUUGAGAGAGAGGAGAGAGAAACUAACGGCGAGACGUUAAAUAACGGUGAAAGCGUGCACCCCGAACUCUGUUAUCGGGUCACCACCCAACACACCAUGGUGAAGGACGGCGCUGGAGAUCGGCAGGGCAAGGACGAGAUGAAGAUGAAUGUGCGGAACGCAGCAGAGGAUGCCCAGCCGGACGGGACACAGGAGGGAGCAGUGGCAGACGCUGCCAAAGGAACGGCGGGAGCAACGCGAGGAAAAGCCUUUGGGAUAGUGAGCUACAUCCUCCUGGGUCUCUUUGUCCUGCUGACGGUGAUGUUUGUCGUGGAGCUGCUGAAGUUCAGACAGAUGUCUGGAGAAAUUAAAGAGCUGAAGGAUAACAUCACAUCGGAACUUGCGAGCAUGAAGCAGGAACUGAUCUCAGUGAUUCGGGUGGAAAACGAACAUUUGGCCACGGGACAGAAAAACAUAGAAAACAGGAUUUCCAGCUUGUGGGAUCAGACGCGCAAAUGGCACGGUGACGUGCGCGCUCAGCUCGCGGACAUGAGGGAAAACUGUCGCCCCCGGUUCGAGUGCCCCGACCAGUGGACGUUAUUCAGCCAAAAGUGCUUCUACUUUUCACCAGACUCAGAAGAUUGGGUGUCAUCGCAGAGGCUUUGCACUGCCCAGAUGGCCAACCUGGUUGUGGUCGACAGCUCUGCCAAACAGGCGUUUGUGAGAAAAGAGGUCAAGACAACACGACACUGGAUUGGCCUGAAUGAGUCCAGCGUGGAUGGGACCUGGCAUUGGGUGGAUGGUACUGACUACGUUCCUUCACAGACGUUUUGGGCCGACGGAAAACCCAAAAGCACUGGAAGUUACGAAGCUUGUGCUGGUACUAACCAUGAUGGGUCCUGGAUGGUAUACUCAUGUAGUGAAAAAAUGAAUUACAUCUGUGAGCGGCCUGUGUUUUGCCAUUUUAAGUAACCCUUCACUUAGUUGAAGAUCUGAAUCUUGUUUGGAAACAUAUUUUCUGAUCCUUUUUUAAGCUAUGUUGUAACCAUGGCCUAACAACAAGAUCAACUUGCUGCCUGAAACUGAGUUCCAUCAAAUGUAGCGAAGAGGCUGACAUUUCCAGCUUGUUCAAUGCCCACUAGUAAACUAUGCGUUAGGAAUUUAA
Amblyraja radiata (thorny skate) is the source of this 1320-nucleotide messenger RNA. RefSeq names its product CD209 antigen-like protein E. The record is from RefSeq and is a predicted model, not a curated record. Bases 273 to 1127 code for a protein of 284 amino acids. NCBI's taxonomy places the organism in Eukaryota, Metazoa, Chordata, Chondrichthyes, Rajiformes, Rajidae. The transcript has 11 exons.